AUGCAUCUCCUUGAUCCCAACCAGCCGCCGCUCACUGGCCUCUCUGAGGAAUUAGAAAAGGCCAUGGUUCUAUGUGGCAUCCCCGGAAUGAGCGUCGCUAUCCAGUACAAGGGCAAGCUCACCUACGCAGAAGGAUUCGGAAAGCGCAAUGAAAAAGAUCCAUUUACACCAGAGACAUUGACAUCGAUCGCGUCCGUGACAAAAGCUUUUACUGCUACGGCCAUUGGCGAGCUGGUAGCAGAGGGAAAGAUGGACUGGGACAAAACCCCUGUCAGCAAGUAUCUCCCAGAAUUCGAGCUCAAGGAUCCCGCCCUGACCGCUCAGUUGACGCUCGUUGAUCUCCUUUCCCAUCGCACGGGCCUGCGCAGUCUCGACCUUGCAUGGUUUAGAAGCAAGGAGCCCAGACGAGAACUCAUCAAGUACCUGAAGUAUGUGGAUAUAAAGCCAAAGCUAGGACCCGACUGCAUCUAUAAUAACAUCAUGUACGCAGUUGCUGGUGAGGCCGCAGCUAAUGUCGCCGGUAUCUCGUACGAAGAGCUCGUUGAGACCAAGAUCCUGAAGCCAUUAGGGAUGACCCAUUCAGGCUUCUCGGCUAUGAAGAUGGGAACGCAUGCCAACUACGCGAUGCCAUAUGACGCCGCCUCGUUUGAGGAUGCUCAAAAGGGUCGGUUUGAGAUUGGAUAUUUGGACGACAUCUAUAUGGCCGAUGCACCUGCAGGUGACAUUUACUCCAACGUGUUCGAUCUCGUGCGCUGGGGUAGCGCCGUUAUACACGGCGGUAAGCUGGAUGGCAAGCAGAUCCUUAAUCAGGAGAGCAUCCAAGAAACGCUAAGCGGGCACACUUUCAGGGUCAAGACCAAGCGGACGUCCGAAUUUGCACCGGUAGAAGCCUACGGACUCGGGUGGAUGCUCGACUCUUAUAAAGGACAUGUUGUCUAUAGUCACAGUGGAGGCAACCCUGGAUACACCUCGCAUUUGACCAUGUUUCCUGAUGCAGAUCUGGUCAUUGCAUGCCUUACAAAUGCCAAUAUGACUACGCUACCGGGCGAGAUUCCAUAUCUUAUUGCAGAUAGGGUGCUGGAUCUUCCCAAGACCCAGGACUGGGUUGACGUGGCGAUUGAAAAGACGCGCGGAUGGUAUGCCAUGAAGGCGAAUAUGUCCAAGAUCAAUUUUCUGAAACGAAGGGACGAUCCCCCAAAGCACCAGCUAUGUGCGUAUGUCGGCCAGUACUCGGAUCCUGUCUUUGGCGAUGUCUCCAUCCGUCAAGAGCGCGAUAAGGGAACAGGGGAGGAGGUCCUCUACUUCAAGAUGCGAACGUUUGACAGCAAAUUGGACCACCAUCACUUUGAUACAUUCAGCACGCUGCUAAAGGACUUUGGCUACCAGCUUGGCGCCUCGAUUACAUUCCGCACAGGAAGAGACGGCGACGUGGAGGGGUUUGAGCUCGAGGCAGGCUCUGAUAUAGUGGAGUUCAAGCGUAAAGAGAUGUGUAAGCAUGAGGAAUAA
Messenger RNA from Gamsiella multidivaricata, 1506 nucleotides. RefSeq names its product beta-lactamase/transpeptidase-like protein. The transcript is spliced from 4 exons. NCBI's taxonomy places the organism in Eukaryota, Fungi, Mortierellomycota, Mortierellomycetes, Mortierellales, Mortierellaceae. The coding region runs from base 1 to 1506 and encodes 501 amino acids. The record is from RefSeq and is a predicted model, not a curated record.